Rhinocladiella mackenziei CBS 650.93 is the source of this 1311-nucleotide messenger RNA. RefSeq lists its product as uncharacterized. The coding region runs from base 1 to 1311 and encodes 436 amino acids. The record is from RefSeq and is a predicted model, not a curated record. The transcript has a single exon. NCBI's taxonomy places the organism in Eukaryota, Fungi, Ascomycota, Eurotiomycetes, Chaetothyriales, Herpotrichiellaceae.
AUGUUGGCCAAAGGGUUAAGACGCCUCGUCCUCAUAACUGGACUACUAAUCUUCGUUGCCUGUGCUUUCAUGGUCGUUUACGGAUAUGAUUUCGUAACACUGCCGCUGCUGCGAAACGGUUUUAUGAAAAAUGAGCCCAGCACGGCCGGGAAUGACAUAUCCGAGACGCAUCACGAAGUCUUCUCGGUUUCGACGCCGGACAGAAAGUAUUUUUGGAUCGAAUUUGGCGAAGACGCUGCUAUGAAUCCCAACAUAUUACCACACCCGACACUGCACGACACAUGGAUCAUUGUCGCUCAAGAAGUAAAGGGUUCGGCGACAGCGCCGUCAUGGUUUACCGAGUUGGUUUGUGAAGCGAGAUUCAAGAAAGGCAGGCUGGCGUGUAUCAAGCCGCCGAAAAUAUUACCUAUAGCAGCAACGACGGGUGACAAGUGUGUCGGUGACUUGUCAUACUUUGGCCUGAAUAUUGGACCUCACGACGCAAGGGUCUUUUACGGACCAAAAUCGCCGUAUGUCAUAUAUGGGUCAAAUUCUGUCUAUACGUGCUUUGGGCAAUGGAUCCAAGAUUUCAGAAUGCUCGUUGGCUGGCCUUCGGAAAUCAUUGAGGGAACUCAAUACCGAAUGGCGACUGAACUUCGGAGGCCGGCGCCAUUUGGCCCAGUCGAGAAGAAUUGGUUCAUAUUCUGGGACAAGGAUGGUGAUGCUUACGUUCAUUACGACAUCUUUCCGAAUCGAGUGUUCGCUAAACUAGAAGAGGAUGGAUCUGUGGGUGAAAACCUGGCGCCUCUGGCCAUGUUCAACGACCAGCAGUGCAUGAACAUGCACAUGCCCAGAGUCGCUGAGCAAUUAGAGUCGAUUCACCAGGCGACCAACUCCCUUUCAAUCACCCUUUGUGAACGAUCGGAUUUGAGCUGCGAACCCAAUGACUCGAAUACAUAUAUCCUGACCAUCUUCCAGCACAAAAGUUUCUAUUCCUUCCACAGCGAGUACGAACCCUAUGUCAUGCUGUUUGAGCAAACGGCUCCUUUUGGGAUUUACGGCAUCUCUUCCAAACCGAUCUGGAUCCAUGGCCGCAAAGCCGGUGAGGCCGUAAGACCAGAUGGCCUAGAGCUCGAAGCAUUGGACGCAUGGAAUCAAUCAGAGAUGUUUUACGUGACCUCGAUAAGCUGGAAGUCGCACGGACAGGAGUAUCAUGGAUACAGCAACGACGUCUUGUUUAUCAACUUUGGGAUUGAAGACGCACAGUCCGGCGGAAUCGAUGUCGUAGCUGGCGAUUUACUGGAAGGCCUUAAACUAUGUUCUUCAGUCUGA